AUGUCGACUCAAACGCGUACAAGCAGCUCCAAAGCACAUGGGAAGAAGACGAAGAACGACAAGGGAGCCGUAAAGCCCCCGUUUAAACGCGACGAUAACAACAACGAAAACGCCGCUGUUACCGCGACGCUGAAGCGGCAGAAGCGGCAGCGCGAGCCCGCGGACGCGGACAUUCUCCACGGCUCCUUUAUCGUUGCCGACCUCCCAACGAGCAUGGCCGCCAUUUACACUCGCGCUGUGCGCCACCUUUUGCCGGAGCACCAGAAGCAAAUCUCCGAGGCAAACAUCAUGGAGGAGGCGGGAGACGCGACGCUCACGUUUGAGGUGCCCAACAAGGCCGUCGCGGCAGCCAUGUAUAAACGCCUGCAGAACGCGAAGAUGUACGGCAGACGGUGGAAGGUGCAGUACUACCCGCUUCGCGUUGCGCAGUGCGCGAAGGAGGCGUGCUUGGUGGAUGCGCGGCUCGUGCCGCCGGCCCCCCGCGCACUCGCACUGCGCGCACUGAGCGGCGUGCAGGGAUUCCUCACAAUCUCCGACCCUGAGGGGGAUGCUGCUGCUGUGCCCUCUUCUCACGAAGCCGCCGUGCAUAACGUCACUAAAGAUGAUGAUAAUGACAGUAACAGUAACCAUGCUGAGAAGGAAGGUGUUGAAGUGAGCAGGUCACCGUCACUGUUUGCUGCUGCUGCUGCUUCUUCUGCAGGAGCACCAGUGGACGGGGAUGUGGUGGGGCACGUCGUGGCGUCGUUCGUCGACGAGGGCAGUGCGCUGCACGCACGAGCGGUGCUCUCGGGGCGCCUGAUCGGCACCUCCGGCGUGCGGCUGUUCCUCGAGCUGCAUCGCUGA
Molecule: messenger RNA, 843 nt
Organism: Trypanosoma grayi
Lineage: Eukaryota; Euglenozoa; Kinetoplastea; Trypanosomatida; Trypanosomatidae
Exons: 1
Coding region: 1-843 (280 amino acids)
Source: RefSeq, a predicted model, not a curated record